Messenger RNA from Theobroma cacao (cacao), 2825 nucleotides. Lineage: Eukaryota; Viridiplantae; Streptophyta; Magnoliopsida; Malvales; Malvaceae. The record is from RefSeq and is a predicted model, not a curated record.
UUAUUCCAUGUAUAUACUUAUGCUUGAUGGAAACUCACCAUCUGCCUACAGCCAGAUGAAAGUCGAGUCCAUGAUCCACCAAAAUUUAUGCCAGUGAGCUAGCUAGCUGCUUCUAUUCUGUCCGCAAGGCUAAUUGCUAUAUGCCUAGCUACUUUCUUGCAGCGAGUGAAGACAUUUAUAUUAUUACGUGCUAAAGGGCUCUGUAGGGUUCUAUACAGGAAAGGUCAUGAAGAUGAUGGGGCCCCUUGUUGAAUAAAAGUUGAGCUAUAUUUUGACAGCCCCAUUUUGCCUUAGAGAUUGUUCUUUCUUUAAAAUGGAUGAGAAGAAGCAAAAACAUGGAUCAGGGACGGAAGAAGAGUUAAAAAACAGAACAAAUAAAUUUCGCACCUAACCCCUUAUAUUAAAUGUGUAUUCUAAAUUUCUGGGCAUUCAACUUUAGUAUUGAAAGCAGAAAACUCUUACUAGUGGAACCCAUUUAUUUUGGCCGACGAUUCGGUUUCUUUAAUGGCUCUUUCAGUAAUAUCUGCAAUUACCAAAAACCAGUAUCCUGUGAAGAAACAAAGGGGUUAUGUCGACGUAACCGUAAUUAAUUAAUGGAGGGGAGUGUUCUUGUCAGAGUAUGCAGGUGCCUCGACACGUGUUUGUGCCUACACUGUCUCUUCAUCAAACGUUGCAGUGUUGCAAGGGGAAAAAUUAGUCAUUCACGACCUUCUGAUUAAAGGAAGACAAAAAAAAUGAAGUUUAUGAAAAUUGGGACAAAGCCAGACACCUUCUACACAGAAGAGGCUACCAGGUAUAACAAGUGUGACUAUCCUUAUUUUACACAACUGGCAACAAUCACAAGCUUUAAAUCUAAUAGAGUUGGUGAUUGGCAACGCAGGACUGUGAUUUCAGACAUACCAAGCGAUCUUACAAUAAGGAUUAACAACAUUUGUUAUCUUCUUCAUAAGUUUCCACUUGUUCCAACAUGUGGACUCCUACAACGACUGUGCUCUGAUUCUGAGGAUUCUGACAUUGUAAUCAUAGAUCUUCAUGAUAUCCCCGGAGGUGAAGAUGCUUUCGAACUCUGUGCUAAAUUUUGCUAUGGGAUAACAAUCAGUCUCAGCGCCCAUAACUUUGUACCUGCAUUUUGUGCUGCUAAGUUCCUUAGAAUGACUGAAUCAAUUGAGAAGGGAAAUUUUGUUCUAAAACUGGAAGCUUUCUUCAAUUCAUGCAUUCUUGAAGGUUGGAAGGACUCAAUUGUCACACUACAGACUACAAUCAAGUUACCUGAGUGGUCAGAGAACCUUGGAAUCAUUAGAAGGUGCAUUGAUUCUAUUGUAGAGAAAAUCCUCACACCCCCAGCAAAGGUUUCAUGGUCCUACACUUAUACUAGGCCAGGAUAUGUCAAAAAACAACACCAGUCUGUUCCAAAAGAUUGGUGGACAGAAGACAUAUCUGAUCUUGACAUAGACCUGUUUCGAUGCAUAAUUACUGCUGUUAGAUCGACCUAUAUGCUGCCACCGCAGCUCGUUGGUGAAGCUUUGCAUGUUUAUGCCUGUCGUUGGCUACCAGACACUACAAAGUCUAGACCCCCACAGAGUUCGGGUUCCCUGACUGAAGAAUCUAUGAAAAAAAGCAGGCGAAUUCUUGAAUUCAUUGUCAGCAUGAUUCCUGCCGAUCGAGGUUCAGUUUCAGUUGGCUUCUUGUUAAGGCUCCUUAGCAUCGCAAAUUAUCUAGGAGCCUCCCCAGUAACAAAGACUGAACUGAUAAGGAAAGCUGGUCUGCAAUUUGAGGAGGCAACAGUAGGUGAUAUGCUACUUCCUUCCCAGUUGUCUUCUGAUCAGCACUACUAUGAUAUUGACUUGGUUUCAGCAGUAUUGGAAAGUUAUUUGGUGCUAUGGAGAAGACAAUCCCCUGCAUCUGCAGAAAACAGCCACUUGCUUAGAUCAGUUAGAAAGAUUGGAAAGCUUAUAGAUUCGUAUCUUCAAGUUGUUGCAAGGGAUGUCAACAUGCCAAUAUCCAAACUAGUUUAUCUAGCUGAAGCACUGCCAGAUAGUGCCAGGGGAGACCACGAUGGCCUUUAUAAGGCAAUUAAUAUUUAUCUCAAGGAGCACCCUGAUCUAAGUAAAGCAGAGAAGAAGAGCCUCUGCAGAAUGCUAGACUGCCAAAAACUGUCCCCAGAGAUACGUGCCCAUGCUGUGAAGAACGAGAGGCUACCAUUGAGAACAGUGGUGCAAGUCCUCUUUUUCGAACAAGAGAGUGGUUCCAGGGCAACAGGUCAUAAACCAGAGCUGAUCUCCAAAGCAAGACAGACACAAGCUACGGAAGAAGAGGGUGAUAAGCCGCAACAGGAGGCAAGGAGAAGGAACACGGUUCCUGAAAGCAGCGAAAGAGAGCAUCACGAAAAGAUGAAAAGCUUGGAGGGAAAGGGGGUAAGAGGGAACAUUGGGGAAGCAGAAUCCGAGAAGGGCAAAGAAAGGAGAGGUGAAGCGAAUUCUGCAAGCAAAGUGGAUCCCAAGAAGAUAGUACAAAGGAGAAGUAGAUCAGACCAAGGGCAUGAUAAAGGUCGAGAGAGAUAGUCGAAUUAAUGCAAUCAAUCCUGAACUUGAAGACUCUCUUCCCCAAUUCUCUGUGCUAUUGUGUUUCGUGUACCCUUUUGCAUAUAUAAUUGCAUUGCAGUAAGUAAUGCACCAUUUGUGGUAGCUAGGCAAAAAGAGUUCUUAUCAGACCAGAAAAAACAAAAGGAAAAAAGAGACUUCUUUUCAGCUGUAAAGACCAAUAAAUAACUUAGCUACACUACUGUCCUAUUGAAUAGAAGAAAAGAGUUGGUUCGUGAACCGAAA